AUGGGAAAUGUAGAAAAUAUUUAUACUCAUGUCUUGAAAUUUCUCAAGUUAUUAUAUUUUGUUAUUAAUUUAUUUGGGGUGUGUAAUAGCCAGUUGAGUCCAACAUUCUAUGCCACUUCUUGCCCCAAUAUGUCGAAGAUUGUGCGUGGCGUGAUUAAGAGAGCCAGAAAAGAUGAUGCGCGUAUUGGUGCCAAAUUCAUCCGUCUUCAGUUCCAUGAUUGUUUUGUCAGUGGCUGUGAUGCAUCACUUUUGUUAGAUGAUGCAAAUGGCAAAGACAGCGAGAAAAAUGCACGACCCAACUUGUCAAUAGAAGGUUAUGAAGUCAUAGACAAAAUUAAAACUAAGCUUGAGAGAGUUUGCCCAGGCGUCGUCUCCUGUGCUGAUAUCAUUUCCCUUGCAUCUCAAAUUUCGGUUUCUUUGGUAUGGGGGUCCAACAUGCAAGUACAAUUGGGAAGAAAAGACUCCAGGGAGGCAUUUCUAAAUAGAACUAUUGUCAUUCCAGGACCUAGAGAAACCCUCAGUGAAAUUUUACAGAAGUUCAGAGAUCAGGGACUUGAUUCCACUGACUUGGUAGCUUUAUCUGGUGCACACACUUUCGGUUCUGCUAGAUGCACUGUUUUCAGCCACCGUCUAUACAAUUUCAAUGGCACAGGAAGGCCAGACCCGAGCUUGGAUCCCAAAUAUUUGCAAAGUCUUCGUGGACAGUGCCCUAAUAUCGAGAAGCAGUCUCCUCCGACUCUAAUUAAACUUGAUCGAACAACUCCCAAUUAUUUUGACAACAAUUACUUCAAAAACCUGAAAAAGAAAUCUGGUCUUCUACAAACUGACCAGGAGUUAUUUUCUACUCCUGGGGCUAAAACUGUUGCAAUUGUGGAGCGGUUUGCAGAAAACCAGACUGAUUUCUUUGAAAGUUUUAGCGAAGCCAUGAUGAAGAUGGGAAAUAUAAUGACACUGACGGGAAACAAAGGUGAGAUCAGGAUGAACUGCAGAAAAGUUAAUUGAAUCAUCUAGUAUGGGAAGAUUGUUGCUACGACGGGUUAUAAUGUAAUAAAUUAUAUAGUUUGUUCCCAUUUAAGUUGGUAUAUAUGUGAAAAUUAUUGUUCUGUGAGAAGC
Molecule: messenger RNA, 1113 nt
Organism: Mangifera indica (mango)
Lineage: Eukaryota; Viridiplantae; Streptophyta; Magnoliopsida; Sapindales; Anacardiaceae
Product: peroxidase A2-like
Exons: 6
Coding region: 1-1002 (333 amino acids)
Biological process (GO): response to oxidative stress; hydrogen peroxide catabolic process
Molecular function (GO): heme binding; peroxidase activity
Source: RefSeq, a predicted model, not a curated record